This is a messenger RNA of Triticum urartu, 952 nucleotides long. RefSeq lists its product as uncharacterized. NCBI's taxonomy places the organism in Eukaryota, Viridiplantae, Streptophyta, Magnoliopsida, Poales, Poaceae. Gene Ontology annotation, biological process: regulation of amino acid export. The record is from RefSeq and is a predicted model, not a curated record.
UUUCCCUCUCACCCUUCCGCACCAGACACCACACCACCCUUCAAACAACAACAAGCACGCGGAGGAGAAAAACAGAGAGAACAGCGCAGCAAGAAGCUCCUCUGCUACGCCGUGAAAGUGAAACAGCAACACAACCAUGAGGCCCGGAGCCGAGUUCUUCGCCGUGAGCCACCUGGCGGGGGCGCCGACGGUGGCGCCGGCGCACGGGCUGAUCAACGGGACGGUGGCGCCACACUCGCCGUGGCAGUCGCCGGUGCCGUACCUCUUCGGCGGGCUGGCGGCCAUGCUGGGGCUCAUCGCCUUCGCGCUGCUCAUCCUCGCCUGCUCCUACUGGAAGCUCUCCGGGUACCUCGACGGCGACCGGGACGGCCAGGCGACGGGGGACGCCGACGGGGAGAAGGCCUCGGCGUCGGGCGCGGCCAGGCCGGCCAUGGAUUUCCUGGAGCACGUGGUGGUCAUCAUGGCCGGCGACGAGCGGCCCACGUUCCUCGCCAAGCCGGCCGCCAGCCGGGCUGCCGAGGUGGAGCUCGCAACCGCGGCCGCGGCAGCGAGCGCGCUCGCGGGCGGCGAGGGGCAAGAGAAGAAGGCGGACGAGCAGGGCAGCGAGGCGAGCUCGCAUCUCGGCGCUGACUCGGCGAGCCCGAGCCGUGAUCACCACGACGCGACGAGCCGGAGCCACGUCCAUGACCCAGACGCGGCGGGCCAGAGCCUCGACCACCACCACCAUGACCAAGACGCGGCGAGCCAGAGCAGCAGCACGACGGCCCUGCAAGAAAGCUGGCAAUAAAAGCAGCCGCCUUUUGUUCGCUACAGCUUUCCCUUUUUUGGGGCUGCUUUUCUUCCUCCUCCUUCUUCCUCCCCUAGAUUUAGGCUGGGCUGUGUAGAUUCUUGGCGUGAUUGGUUGAGCGAAAAUUAAUGGAGAUAUCUAUGCGAGACUUGGAAGUUUUGCCAA